This is a messenger RNA of Pipistrellus kuhlii (Kuhl's pipistrelle), 4513 nucleotides long. It is a transcript of the gene EEIG1, whose product is annotated as family with sequence similarity 102 member A. Lineage: Eukaryota; Metazoa; Chordata; Mammalia; Chiroptera; Vespertilionidae. The record is from RefSeq and is a predicted model, not a curated record. The coding region runs from base 821 to 1978 and encodes 385 amino acids. The transcript has 11 exons.
GCGGCUGCUCGCAGGGCGCUGUGUAGAGGCGGCGGGCGAGGCGGUGCCGCCGGCCGGCCGGAAGGGCGCCUCCGCUCCGCCGCGGGGCCCGCGGUGCGGGACCCAGGACCGAGAGGAGGCGGCACCCUCCCCGCCUGGGGCCGGGCCCAGGGGCGCCCGGAGGGGUCUCGCGCGGCCGGACGUUUCCAGCGCGGAGCGCCCCCAGCGCGCCUCCCGGAGAGGCCCCCCGAGAGCUCCCGGCCGCCCCCGGGGGUGCCCUCCGCCUCCUCGGACUCACCUGCGCCGGCCGCCGGGCACCCCGGCGCGGGGGCGUGUGCAGCGCGGGCGCCUCCCCCGGCCGCCAGCGAGGCGGGGGCGGGUCCGCCCGCCGCCCUCGGCCUCCCGGGCCGCCCGCCGCCCUCAGUCUCACCGGUCCGCCCGCCUCGCUCAGCCGCGCGGCGUGAGCUCUUCGGGGACCGCGGGGUCGGGAUGCUGCCCGCCAGCGCGGCCACCCGCCCGCCGCGCGCCGCCCCGGUCCUCGCUCCUCGGGCCAUGCCCCGCGUCUCCCGUGCCGGUGCAGCCCCCGGCCCCGCCGAGCGCCGCCGAGCCCCAGCUCCCCGAGGCUGAGGCCGGCCGACCCGCCAACCGGACUGUCCGCCCGGACCCGGGCCCUCGGACUCAGCUCCCCGCCUGCCUGCCCGGCCGCCUCCGCCACCCUCUGGGCGGGCUCCGGCCCUGGUGUGCCGAGGAGGGGGGUGUGGUGUAGGGAAAGGAAUCCUGGGGAUUUCUGGCUCGCCCCCUCUUUUUGGCCUUCGGGGCCGCAGACUCAGGGAACUCGCUCAUGGCUUUCUUGAUGAAGAAGAAGAAGUUCAAAUUCCAGACCACGUUCACCCUGGAGGAGUUGACGGCGGUCCCCUUCGUGAACGGGGUCCUCUUCUGCAAGGUCCGGCUGCUGGAUGGCGGGGAUUUUGUCAGCUUGUCGUCCAGGGAGGAGGUGCAGGAGAACUGCGUGCGCUGGCGGAAGCGGUUCACCUUCGUGUGUAAGAUGAGCGCCAACCCGGCCACCGGCCUGCUGGACCCCUGCAUCUUCCGGGUGUCGGUUCGCAAGGAGCUGAAAGGCGGGAAGACUUAUUCCAAGCUGGGCUUUGCCGACUUGAACCUGGCGGAGUUUGCAGGCUCCGGCUCCACCGUGCGCUGCUGCCUGCUGGAGGGGUAUGACACGAAGAACACCCGCCAGGACAACUCGAUCCUCAAGGUCACCAUCGGGAUGUUCCUGCUCUCUGGAGACCCCUGCUUCAAGACGCCGCCGUCCACUGCCAAGUCCAUCUCCAUCCCCGGCCAGGAUUCCUCCUUGCAGUUGACGUGUAAGGGAGGCGGGACCAGCAGCAGCUGCAGCAGCAGCACCAGCUCCCUGACAGGGUCCCGGCCCCAUAAGGCCCGGCCCACCAUUCUCAGCUCAGGGCUUCCGGAGGAGACAGACCAGAACCUGUCCAGCCCCGAGGAGGUGUUCCACUCUGGCCACUCCCGCAACUCCAGCUACGCCAGCCAGCAGUCCAAGAUCUCUGGCUACAGCACGGAGCACUCCCGCUCCUCCAGCCUCUCCGACCUGACGCACCGUCGCAACACGUCCACCAGCAGCAGCGCCUCCGGGGGCCUCAGCAUGACGGUGGAGGGCCCCGAGGGGGGCGAGCGUGAGCACCGGCCCCCCGAGAAGCCGCCCCGGCCGCCCCGGCCUGCGCACCUGUCAGACCGCUCGUUCCGGCGGAAGAAGGACUCGGUGGAGAGCCACCCGACCUGGGUGGAUGACACGCGGAUCGACGCCGACGACAUCGUGGAAAAGAUCAUGCAGAGCCAGGACUUCACCGACGGCAGCAACACAGAGGACAGCAACCUCCGGCUGUUCGUGAGCCGCGACGGCUCCACCACGCUGAGCGGCAUCCAGCUGGCCAACAGGGUCUCCUCUGGGGUGUACGAGCCAGUCGUGAUUGAAAGCCAUUGAGGAGCCGGUGUCCAGCUGGAGAAAGGCCCUGCCUUCGCGGACUCCAGAUCCGCGUCAUUCCACGAGGGUCCUUCCCCUUUGGGUCACCAUCCACUCUGCAUCUCAUCUGUGCCUCCUCCAUGCACUCCAGCCCCACUGCUGCCCCACUGCAUCAUUCCAUUGUCCUCCUGUCCGCGCUGGGACCUUCCUGGCCUAGGGCCUGGGCACCACUGUGAAUAUUCUUCUCUGAACCACUAGAGGGCAGGCCCAUGAAGUAGGUGGGCACGGCAGAGAUGGCCAGGACACCCUGCUGGAGACCCACCUGGCCCCUUGAUGAGGACAUGCAGCGGCUCCGACACGUGCGGAGCUGCUUGUGGCCGAGGGGCCUCUUGCCCUGCGUCCCCACUCGCUCUAGGAGCACCAGCCCAACCAUGCCCUGGCAGGCUCUGUCCCAUUGCCCCCUUGCCCUUGGGGGCCAGUUCACCUCCAGAACCCUGCCACCGUGGCCCUCUGACUGCUUAGUUCUUCAGCUACCCCUCCCCUGUGCCCCGGGAGACCUGCUGGCGGCCUCCUCCUGGGGGCCAAGACCUCAGACCCCACCCACACUCCAGUUUGAGACUCCUUCCCCCGGCGAAUGUUCUCCUGCUGCCCGGCAGCCUGCACUUUGCACAUGCUUGUGUCCAGCACAGCCCCACCGGCCCUCGCCCGCCCUCCUCUGGUCCCUUCCCAAGGAUUCCUGGGCCCUGCCUGCCGUGCAGCCAGCGGCCCGGCCCUCACAGCCCGGCUGGCACGCGGCACCACCUCUCCUCCCUCUAGUUAGCUGCUGCUCAGGCCCGAGACCCACGCUGAGAAAGGUCUGAGCUUCGAAGACGGUUCCUCUCUGCCCGGGGCUGGGCCCUGAGCAGCUGGUUUCUUGUAGAAAGCCAGGAAGGUGCCUCCCAAGCCCUGGAGGUCUGGGGCCCGACGGGGCUGGGCGGGCACCACCCCUCUCCUCCCCUCAGGUUCAGCUGGCCCAGAAAGCCCGAGCCCUCCUCUGGAAGCUUCCCCUCUCUGGGCACGGGGUCCUUAUGGGGUUCUGGUGGGGAGCAGUCUGGCCCUGCCCCCGCCCCGCCCCGCCCCGCCCCUCACUGAGCCUCUGCUCCGGCACUUUCCUCCCUGUCCUCAGUACUUGCUUGAAGGUGGUGCUGGCUGCCAGCCAGGCCCCGGACAGAUCCCCUGCCGCUCUCAACUUUACCCAUUUUUGUAUAAACCCAGCAGGCUGGUGUUUACUUUACCCUACACUUCUUUUUUUUUUCUCUUUUUCUCCCCCUUUUUUGGGUUCGAAGUUAGGUAUUUUUCCUCCUCCAGGUGAGGGAGGUGGUUCUGUUCUCUGCCCCGCCCGCUGACCGGUCCCAGCAGCGCUGGUGAUCUGGCCGGGGUGGGAUACUGCUGCUCCCUCUGGUAGGGGUGGGAGUGAGGGGUCCUCCCCAGGCUGGGAGGGUCCCCGUCUUUCUGCCCCAGCUGGCACGAGUUGGAGUCUUGGUCUUAGAACCUCCCAGCACUGGGCCAGAACAUUUCUCGGAUUUUUUGUUUUUAAUCACCUAACCCUUUCAAAAACGAAUGCUAGAAGGUGCCUGCCGAGGCACGAUGGAGCAUUUGCUCUGGCUGGAGAAGGCUCUGCUCAGCUCUGUGGGUCCCUUACGUCCAGUGGACACCUGGCACUUUAAAAGGGGAUUGGCUGCACUGUCUCCACAGGUAGUGACCCCCAGAAGAUGGGGUUCCGCCCUUCCCGCCUGUGUCUGCAGGACUUCAGCCCAGCGGGAAGUCUGAUUCAGUUCUGGGGCUUUGGGGCAUAAAACAGCUGGCUUUGGUGCUGGUGGGAGACUCCCCAAACUAGGAACCCCAGCCUCACUCCAGAUGAGGUCUGAACUUGACAGUGACCCCAGGAGACAGAGCUUGCCACAUCCUCCCAGGCCGGGCCCUGGGCCAGGGUGAUCUGACUGCACACUCGGCCGUAACCAAAUUCCCGCUGGCUGGAGCUGGAGGCCCUGAGCCCGGCCCCACCCCGCGGGGGAGCCCUCCGGUCGCCUCAAACUCAGUGACUUCCCACUAGGCGCCCACAGCUCCUAGACUUAAAAUUCUAUAGAGAGAUAGAGAGGAAUAUAUUAGAGAUAUUUUUGGAAAGGAAUUGGUCUAUGCAAUGUCAGUUUGGAAUCUUGGAAGACAGUUUAACGUUUUUACUAGGAGAUUUAAAGAAAAUAAAAACCUACAAUAUUUUUAGGUCAUUAUUUUUGGUCACCCCACAAACUGACCACAUGGCACAAUCUGCCGGAUGGAGAAUGCCCGCCUCUUGGAGGAGAGCAGGGAAAGGGGGGGGUGGAGGGUCUUUUUUUUUUUUUAAUUCCCCUCUUUUCUAACAGAAUGUUGCCACCACCACACCCUGAUUCAGUGGGCUGUGUUUGUAUCUCUGUCCCAGCUUCUACCGUAGAAAAUAACAUUGUAAAGGGGAAUCAGCCUAGUGUCAGUGUCUUGGUUUGGGGGAAUAAUUAAACGUUGCAAUUUUUGUUUGUUAUGGCA